UUGUUAUGACUGUAAGCUCCUGUUUCAAUCAGUGGCGUCAGACGGACGCACGACUCAAACCACUCAAACCUUGUCACCUUCUCCACCAACAACGUAAAUAUUGGUCAGGAGAGCGCAGCAUUGUCGUGGAGGCACUUGUGGGAGUUUUACUUUGAAAGUCGCCUCACGAGAUUCAAAGCGAGUAUCGCUCGUCGUGUCACUUUUGAGGGUCCGGCCGGAUUUUUUUUUCUUCCUCCCGUAUUCAGCACAGCAGCACGUCUGGGAGAUACAAACUUUUCCUCCAUUAUUAUUUUAAGUAGCCACUAAAACUCAACACGCCUACGACGUCGACGUCCAACUGCAACUGCUUUCACUCACCGGCGACAACAGUAGUUCACAGAAUUUUCAGCGGUUUUUUUCCCCUCUCCCUUUGGCAACUUUUUUCUCUCUUUCCUUUUUUUUCUUUGAAUGCGUUGCAGAUAUGAUGAUGUCACCGACGCCACUUUUUCCUGAAGUUAUGGCGGAGCACAACUUCUGUAACUUCUCUUGACCACUGAGAGCACUUGGCCUUACUAAUGGAGCACCUCCAGGGAGCGUGGAAGACUCUGAGCAACGGCUUCGGAAUGAAGGACUCUGCGUUCGAGGGCCCGUUACUUUCACCGACCAUGGUGCAGGGCUUUUCCUGCCAGCGCCGCUCCUCAGAUGACAGCAAAAUGCCCGACUCCAAGACGAGCAGCACUAUUCGAGUCUACCUCCCGAACCAGCAACGCACCGUGGUAAAUGUGCGACCAGGUAUGACUUUGCACAGUUGCCUGAUUAAAGCAUUAAAAGUUCGAGGGCUGCAGCCUCAGUGCUGUGCUGUCUUCAGGCUGCUUCCAGGACAGAGGAGUAAAAAAUUCCGCAUGGAUUGGAAUACUGACUCCACCUCUAUGAUCGGGGAAGAGCUGCUGGUGGAGGUUUUAGAUCAUGUUCCUCUGACAACACACAAUUUUGUUCGGAAAACAUAUCUGAAGCUGGCUUUCUGUGAUAUCUGCCAGAAGUUUCUUUUGAAUGGUUUCCGUUGCCAAACAUGCGGUUACAAAUUCCAUGAGCACUGUAGCACCAAAGUGCCCACGAUGUGUGUGGACUGGAGUAAUAUCAGACAACUCCUGCUAUGUCCAACACCUGGCGACGGCAGUGGCCCAUCAUUGCCACCGCUUACAUCCCGGCGAAUGAGAGAAUCCCUAACACGGUUUCCAAGCUCAGCCCACCGCUAUUCCACCCCUCAUGCCUUCAACUACACCACACCCUACCCACCCACAGGCGUCGGCCUCUCCCAGAGACAGCGCUCCACUUCCACGCCCAACGUCCACAUGGUUAGCACUACCCUGCCUGUAGACAGCAGCAUGAUUGAGCUAGAAUGCCUGAAUACCUUCCCGAGCUCCUGGUGCCAUAGAUUCUGGCUGAAGAGGAAAGUAGGUAUUGUGCACUUCUCCCAGUCUUUUGUUGAGGCCUCACCUGAGAGACCAGAAAAGGAUGCAAUGCGUGAUCAUGAUUCAGCGGGAAGUUCCCCCAAUCAAAGCCCCACAGGCUGGACCCAGUCUCAAUCUAAAGCCCCUGCUCCAGAUAAGCGAGAGAGGGCACCUUCCUUCAACACGCACGAAAAGAAUAAAAUUAGGCCUCGGGACAAACGGGACUCAAGUUACUACUGGGAGAUUGAGGCCAGUGAAGUGUACCUGAACUCCUGCAUCGGCUCAGGCUCCUUUGGAACUGUGUACAAAGGGAAAUGGCAUGGUGAUGUAGCAGUAAAGAUUUUAAAGGUGACUGAUCCAACACCAGAACAGUUCCAGGCAUUCAGGAAUGAGGUGGCUGUGUUGCGGAAAACACGACAUGUCAACAUCCUGUUGUUCAUGGGCUACAUGACAAAGGACAACCUAGCCAUUGUGACCCAGUGGUGCGAGGGAAGCAGCCUCUACAAACACAUUCACGUCCUGGAGACAAACUUUAAGAUGAUCCACCUCAUAGACAUUGCCAGGCAGACGGCUCAGGGCAUGGAUUACCUGCAUGCAAAGAACAUCAUUCAUCGUGACAUGAAGUCCAACAACAUCUUCUUGCAUGAAGGGUUGACUGUCAAAAUUGGGGAUUUUGGUCUUGCUACAGUGAAGACGAGGUGGAGCGGCUCUCAUCAGGUGGAGCAGCCUUCUGGAUCCAUUCUCUGGAUGGCUCCUGAGGUUAUCCGAAUGCAGGAUAAGAAUCCCUACAGCUUCCAGUCGGAUGUCUAUUCCUAUGGAAUUGUUCUCUUUGAGCUCAUGACGGGAGAGCUCCCGUAUUCCCAGAUAGCAAUUAGAGAUCAGAUAAUCUUUAUGGUGGGAAGAGGCUAUUUGUCCCCGGACCUCAGUAAACUCUACAAGAGCUGCCCCAAAGCCAUGAAACGGCUGGUCGCUGACUGCAUCAAGAAGUCCAAGGAUGAGAGGCCGCUCUUCCCGCAGAUUUUGUCCUCCAUUGAACUUCUGCAGCAUGCCCUCCCUAAGAUAAACCGCAGUACCUCAGAACCGUCCCUGCACAGAGCCUCUCACACUGAGGACAUCAAUGUCUGCACUCUCACUUCCACCAGAAUGCCUGUAUUCUAGAGGCCCACACAGCACCGCCCCCUCCUCCUCUCAUUACGUGUCCCCACCUCUUCCUCUUUGCAAUCGUCCAAAUACUCAGUACAACCAAAUUCUCCACCCGGAGAUGCCAAUAUAAGACAUAAAACAAGUGUACAGUACAUGCAAUCAAUCGUAAACCAAUGCUAAUCAAUAAGAUAUGGAAAAGAGGAGAGAAGCACGUCUGAGAUUUAUCUCAGGAUGAUAGUGAGUGGCAUGUACACAUGAAGAGGUUGGCAUGAGAUGUAAUAUGGGAGGUGGUGCCUUGCUUUCCGCUGAAGUACGCUGAGGCUCCGUGGUGUCGGUGCAUUUGGAUAAAUUGUAAAUACGUGCACACACACACACACACACCUACUUAAGACGGUGAAAAAUGGACUUUGAAGGAAGCUCAAGAGAAGGACACAUGUGUCUCUUGAUUUUUUUGGGGGGUUUUGUGAAGCACACUCUUCCGCCCGGUCGUCCUCGUCUCUGAUGAUGAAGAGGACCUUUUUUAAAGCUUACCUGCCUUAAGAGGAAACUAAGCCUGGACUCGGAUCCUGCACAACUUCAUUUCCUCUAGUUAUCACAAAACAAAGCCGUUGGAUGUAGUUGCACAGUAGUAGUUGAUUUUUACAUUGUCUUACACGAUAAUGGAGUAGAUAUGGGAAAUUUGUUGUCCUUUUUUUUUUGUUGUUGUCAUUGUUGUUUAUCGUCUUUACUUUAUUUGGGUCUUUUGUUUUUUGAGGAAUUAGCCUGUCAGACAGCGAGCAUGAGUGAUGAUGGAAAACUUUGCACAUUGUAGCAAAAAGCAAUGGUUUUGUUUUAGCAGUCUAAAUAUUGGUUUCAUACGUCCGAGUGAAGCAAACCGUAAGAUAUCCACACAUUCUCAUCAGUCCUUCCAUGGCUUUGUUAUCAUGAGCUGGACAUUUGGCGGUUGUCUGAAUAUUUAAAAUUAUUUGGAAACUAAUUUUUGUUUUGGUUUAUCGUGUCUCUUUCAGAGGAGGUUAAACAUUUUAUUGUGAACUUGGUGAGGAAGGUGUCUAUUCAAUAUUUUAAUAAAAUUAAGUUAAUUUUC
Molecule: messenger RNA, 3657 nt
Organism: Solea solea (common sole)
Lineage: Eukaryota; Metazoa; Chordata; Actinopteri; Pleuronectiformes; Soleidae
Gene: raf1a
Product: Raf-1 proto-oncogene, serine/threonine kinase a
Exons: 18
Coding region: 555-2588 (677 amino acids)
Biological process (GO): protein phosphorylation; signal transduction
Cellular component (GO): cytosol; plasma membrane; mitochondrion
Molecular function (GO): ATP binding; protein kinase activity
Source: RefSeq, a predicted model, not a curated record